ACCGAAUGGACAUCUGCCGAAAUGUUCCGAUUACCGAGUUGAUACUUCCUAGUUCCUUGUUUAGGCUAAACUGGCUAAAGUUACUUGGCUUUGAAAGUUGACUUCAGCAACGUUAUUGCAGCUGAGUAUUCAGACUUAAAAUGGUGAAAGAAAGUGAUUUGAUAAAAGCAGUGAAACAAAAUGACCAGUCUAAAUUGCAGAAACUUUUGACAGAUCCCAAUAUUGUUAUCAACACACCUGAUCCAGGAAAGAGAAUCCGGCUACAGUUGAAUCAUCUGGACAUCAACUGCCACGAGAAAGGGUCAGAGUACACUCCCCUUAUUAUUGCAGCAUUAAAUGGAAAUGUCGCCUGUGCCGAAGCUUUAAUCUUCCAUUCAGCUGAUGUUAAUGCCACAGACUCCAAAGGAAAUACUGCUUUGCACAUGGCCGUAUUCUCUCUGAAUACUGAAAUGGUGGACCUCUACAUUGAGAAUAGUGCACAGAUUAACCUUAUGAAUAAUGAUGGCGACACAGCUCUUCAUAUUGCUUGUCGAAGUGACAUUGACAACAAUAUAAGUCUUCUUAUGAAACUUGUUGAUGCUGGGGCUGACACAGAGUGUGUUAAUCGAGCAGGGCAGAGUCCCAUGGAUAUGUUGGCCAUAUACAACAGAAAAAAGGCUUUGUCAGUAUUGUUGGAUUACAAUCCGUCUCUGCGCUCAAACACGCAUUCCUUGACGGAGGCAGCUAUACGAGGAAACCACGAAGUUGCUGAACUCCUCCUGGAUUAUGGGAUUGAUCCGAACUGUGUUUAUGCUGAAAAACAAACUGCACCACUCCACGAAGCAGUUCGCUUUAAUAGGUAUAAAGUUGCUGAAGUCCUGCUGGCAUUUGGUGCAUCUUCGGACAUGAAAAACAACAAGAAUGAGACACCUGAGUCACUGGCAAAGGAUCAACUGGCGGCUGUGAGUGUUGAGUUUUUCAAACUGUUUGAAGCUUAUAAAAACGUCGCUCCACGAAUUCCUCGAUUUGUGACAAAUAAGGGGCUUACUUUGGAUAAACAAGUUUGUUGCAAAGGUGUGCCAGAGUUUCCACUAAUACCCAAUAAAAGUCGCUGGACAGAAAACACUCCAACAUAUUGCAGUACAUGCACUGAGAAAAACACAAACCUCCGUAUACUGGACAAUAAUCCGCAUACGUACUGGGUGAUUCCUGUUCUACAUCAUGCGUGGACUGUCCUUAACCUUCAAGAAGAAUAUAUCAUUUCUGGAAUCACUGUUUUUGGAUGGAACAGUCCACAGAUGGUGAAAACUGUCGAACUCCAGUGGGCAGAUAAUGUAAAGGGCCCCUGGAGCACAUUCACGACAAUCACCUGUGACCAAGAAGGCAGCUCAGAUCCACAAGAUCCAGGUGUUCCCCAGACGUUCUGUGGUUUUGAAAUGCAAGCCCAGUUUUUGCGUCUUUACAUCCAGGACAACCAUGGCGGCAGCUGUAUCUGUUUCCAGGGGAUACAGCUGCACGGAGCGCAGUGUGCACUGUUCACACUGUUGGAGAAGUGUGGACUGUCUCAGUACUCACGGAUGUUGGCUAAAAAGGGCUUUAAUACCAUACAGUCUCUGCUAAAUCUAAAAGAUGAAGAUAUUGGAGACAUGAUUUUUGAUCCAGUGGAUUCAGCUAUUUUAUCUCAGAGAAUUCUACAAAUGCGACGGGAAGAAUUCCCACUAACAUCUCUGGAGUGGCUAAGAGAACCUGUGUCACGGUCAUUUGCUGGUGACCUUCUCCCAGACUUCAGUGUACAGUCUAAUGCAGGAGCGUGUGAUGAUGUCGAGCUUUUUAUUGAAGGAGCUGAAUUUAGUGGCACCCCAAUAGUCAGACUAGCUCCACUGUUUGAAGAGGAAGGAUCGGUGGCCAUAUUUUCCGAUAUUCGAAUAAAAACAGUUGGCCAGUUUUGUAUUCGACUGAGAAACACAUCGCAGCCAAAAAUCAGUAUUGAAUCUCCUCAGAUGAUAGAAAUUCGUCCUGCAAAAAUAGGAAGUGCUGACUUGGACGCAGCGUUUGACGAGAUCCAGGGCAUGCUGAGUGACAUGAAGUCCUCCCUCGACACAAAGCCUCACAAGUGACCUGAUCUGAGGGUUUCUCCUCGUGUGUACUUGUCAGCAACGCUUUGAAACAAUCUGUUCCAUUUGCUGUUGAGUGUUGUGUUGACUCUUGAACUCUGCCCCGCACCCCACCUAAAGAUGGUCCACGAUCAAUAAUGAUUCAUUUCUUCACUGAAUGAUAAAUGAGGAGUCCAUGGGAAACAUUAUCUAUAGUCCGUCCCACAUGGAACGCCUUUUUCAUACUAUGGAAUUUACUACAAGUUAUUUAUUUCUGAGCCAAUUGAUUUGUAAACUGCACACAAAAAUUGUAUUUUUUAUUAUUAUUUUUAUUUCCAAAGCACUUUUACCAUCUUCUUAGUCAAACCAAACAGAAAUUAUUUUUAAGAAUUUUUUUUUUUAUAGAAUGAUGGGACAGACUAUAAGUCAAUUUUAGUUUUGAAAAAUAUUGAUUUUUAAAGGUUGACUCCUGACCAAAUGUGUCCACAUUCAUUGCACAUAAAGGAUACUGUAUAGUUUAUUGCUGUUGGAUAUUAUUGACGUUAUACAUCAAAUAAUGUUUUUGUUGGUUUUAAUUUUUUUUAAAUAAUAUUAUGGGAACAUAUUAAAAUUAUUUUUUGAUGACAUUGAUCAUUAUUCCUUAAAGGCAUACUGUCACGGAUUUAAGGA
Molecule: messenger RNA, 2741 nt
Organism: Gigantopelta aegis
Lineage: Eukaryota; Metazoa; Mollusca; Gastropoda; Neomphalida; Peltospiridae
Exons: 21
Coding region: 141-2096 (651 amino acids)
Molecular function (GO): protein binding
Source: RefSeq, a predicted model, not a curated record